GCAUGUUACUGCCAACAUUUUAGUGUAUUUGUUUUCUUACAGUGUUGAGUUGGGACAUGAGACUCAAGUUGACAGCGAGACACACGGGUGUGGGGCUUAGAUUCCUAAUAUAAUAAUAUUAUACUGCUUUUAAUAAACAGAAAGUGUUGUCUGAAAUAGCUUUAGAUCAUCACACAUACUCCCUCCUAACCCUUUCCUAAAUUUCCUCUAACUUCUCUUCACUUUUGUUUCCAGCGGAGCACUGCCUCUUUCCCUGUCUUCCACUUCCAUAUUCUUUCCCCUUCACACUUGUCUUUCUCGGGGUUUCACCUUUCCUAACAUUUCUGGCCAAGUUUCUUUUUUUCUGUUCCUUUUCCCUUUUUUCCCUCAUGAAUUUGAUGUUUCAUGAGGCUGCUCGUUGUGGAACUUGUUAUGACUUUUGGUGAUCAACUCCAUUUCAGCAACUUUCUAGAAUUGAAAUAAAGAGAUGAUUUUGUUAUGGAUUUUGAGGUGAUUUCUGGGUGAUUAUAAGACUUUGGACACGUGGGCAGCCCUUAUUUGAUGUCUUAGGUGCACUGUUUUUGGAGUAUUGGCGGUGCAAGGCGGGUAAAUAUGAAAAUUAUUUCAGGUUUAAUCUCUUUGGACGUUUCUGCUGCUAAUUUUUGGUAGCUUAAAGUUUUCUCUUUUUUUAAUUGUAGUGGAAUUUUGUUUAAUUUCUGUAAAUGUGUUUAAUUCAACUGGAAUCUUGCAACUUACAUUUUUGGGAAUUUUUGAGUUGAUGAAUGGAGGCUAAAUUUGGAGGCAAGCCUCAUCAAUUUUAUGGUCCAAUGGUAUCUGAUUUGAAAGCAGUUGAAAAAAAUAGUGUAGAAUGGGAUUUGAAUAACUGGAAAUGGGACGGUGACCUUUUUACAGCGACUCCAUUAAAUUCUGUGCCAUCAGAUUGUAGGAGUAGGCAAUUGUGUGCUGUUGAACCUGAGGCUCCGGUAACUGCUGGUCCUCCACAUGGUUCAUCUUCUUGUUCAGAACAUAACAAUCUAGGCUAUGAGAAAGGAAAGAGGGAAUCGCAGAAAAGGAGGAUUGAGGUUGUUGAUGAUGAUGAGGUAAAUCGUGAUGCUGCUGCCCUUAAUUUAACGCUUGGAGGGCAAGUUUACCCUAUCAUGAAUGACGAAGCAAAGUGUGGGAAGAAGCCUAAGGUUACUGGAACUACUUCUAGUCAUGCAGUUUGUCAGGUGGAGGACUGUAGGACUGAUCUUAGCAAUGCCAAAGAUUAUCAUCGACGGCAUAGAGUUUGUGAUAUGCAUUCUAAGGCCAGUAAAGCACUGGUGGGAAAUGUUAUGCAGCGGUUCUGUCAACAGUGUAGCAGGUUUCAUGUUCUUCAAGAGUUUGAUGACGGGAAGAGGAGCUGUCGACGACGUUUGGCUGGCCAUAACAGACGUAGGAGGAAGACAAAUCCUGAUAAUGAAAGGAGUAGUAGUUAUUUGUUAAUAAGUCUUCUGAGGAUUCUCUCUAAUAUGCAUUCUAACAACUCUGAUCAAACUAAGGAUCAAGAUCUGCUUUCUCAACUGUUGAGGAGCCUGGCGAGUCUAACUGGUUCAACUAUUGGAAGAAACAUAUCUGGAUUACCACAAGGUUCUCAAGGUGUAGUGAAUGCUGGGGCAUCUCUUGGGAAUCUUGAAAAGGUGACUGAUGUGGUUUCUAAUGGUACUGAACGUGCUACGCCUUCUGGUUCAGCCUCUAAAAUAGAUGGCUGUGCUAAUGUCCCAGAUAGGCAGGGGCCUAUGGGUCAUUGUGGGACUCUACCUGCUUCCGAUUUGGCACAGAAAAGAGCUAAUGAUGAUGUUCAGGAUGGAAGUUUGUCUGAUUCACCAUCCAAAAUACUGAUUCCAUCAGGAGCCAGCUUUCCAUUCAGAGCAAAUGAACCAGAGGCAACAGUCGGGAGGAUCAGAAUGAAUAACAUAGACUUGAAUAAUGUUUAUAAUGAUUCACAGGACUAUGUGGAUAACUUAGAAAGAGCUCUGGUCCUUAAAAACCCUGUAAAUGGGUCUUUGCAUAGCUCUGUGUGUUUGUCAGAAUCACACAAGUCAAGUCCACAUCAACAGAGUGGGAACUCAGAUUCAACCUCUGGCCAAUCACCAUGUACUUCUAGUGGAGAGGCUCAGAGUUGCACUAAUCGCAUUGUUUUUAAGCUCUUUGGAAAGGACCCAAAUAAUUUUCCUAUUGCUCUGCGUAGACAGAUCCUUGACUGGCUAUCCCACAGCCCUACGGACAUCGAAAGCUACAUAAGACCUGGCUGUAUAAUAUUAACAAUAUACCUUCGGUUAGGGGAGUCUGCAUGGGAAGAGCUAUUCUGUGAUCUGGGUUCCAGUUUGAGAAGGCUAGUUGAUAUGUCCAACGAUUCUUUCUGGAAAACAGGAUGGGUGUAUGCUAGGGUUCAGCACUCUGUUGCAUUUAUUUAUAAUGGUAGGGUCCUAUUGGACACCACUUUACCUCUAAAAAGUGACAAAAACUGCAGGAUCUCAAGCAUUAAACCGAUUGCUGUGUCUGUAACAGAGGGAGCUCAAUUUUUAGUUAAAGGCUUUAACCUUAAUCAGUCAGGCACGAGGUUACUCUGUGCAAUCGAAGGAAAAUAUCUGGUGCAGGAAAGUUGUUGUAACUUGAUGGAGGUUGUUGAUCCGGUCAAUGAACAUGAUGAACUCCAAUACCUUAGCUUCCAUUGUUCUAUACCAAAUGUUUCUGGGAGAGGAUUUAUUGAGGUUGAAGGCCAUGGACUCAGCAGUACCUUUUUUCCAUUCAUAGUUGCAGAGCAAGAAGUGUGUUCUGAGAUCUGUACUCUGGAGGGUGUGAUAGAGACAGCUGUACCUACUGUUGACAUUAACAAAGAUGUGGAGAAAAUGGAAACCAAGAAUCAAGCACUGGACUUUAUACAUGAAAUGGGAUGGCUUCUUCACAGAAAUCACUUGAGUUGGAGACUGGGUCACUUGAACCCCAAUUCAUAUCUCUUUCCUUUCAGGCGGUUCAAGUGGCUUAUGGAAUUCUCCAUGGACCAUGACUGGUGUGCCGUAGUGAAGAAACUUCUGGGCAUUCUCUUUGAUGGAACAAUUGAUUUGAGGGACCAUAGUUCUAUUGAGUUUGCUUUGUUGGAUAUGUGUCUGCUCCACAGAGCUGUCCAAAGAAACUGCAGGCCCAUGGUAGAAUUACUAUUAAGAUAUGUCCCAGAUAAAGUAUUGGAUAAGUCAGGAUCUGAGAAGCCAAAAGUGGAUGGAAACAACUAUGGGUUCAUGUUCAAGCCAAAUGUUGCCGGGCCUGCUGGGUUGACUCCUCUUCACGUGGCAGCUAGUAGGGGAGGCUCUGAGAAUGUGUUAGAUGCAUUAACUGAAGAUCCUGGAUCGGCAGCAAUUGAAGCCUGGAGAAGUGCCCGGGACAGCACGGGUCUUACACCUAAUGAUUAUGCAUGCCUUCGAGGUCACUACUCCUACAUCCACCUGGUUCAGAGAAAAAUCAACAAAAAAUCAGAAUGUGGACAUGUGGUGCUGGAUAUCCCCCGAACCAUGUUAGACUCCAAUUCCAAGCAGAAACUAUCAGAUGGGACCAGAUUGGAAAAAGCAGCUAGUCUGGAGACGGAAAAUAUAAAGAUGAAAACCAGGCGCCAGUGUUGCAAGGCAUGUGAACAAAAGCUGGCUAAUAGAAACAGCAGAACAUCCCCGGUAUAUAGGCCAGCAAUGCUCUCGAUGGUGGCAAUUGCUGCCGUCUGUGUGUGCAUGGCUUUGCUCUUCAAAAGCUCUCCUGAAGUUCUUGACGUAUCCCGACCAUUCAGAUGGGAACUGCUGAAGUAUGGGUCUAGCUAAGGUAGUUAUGAUAUCAGUUACCGGCUACAGGCUGGAACAUGUUUGCAGUCUUUUCUUUUAUUCUCAGAAACAAGGCUGAGUUGUAUGGAUAUAUCUAUGUGGAAAAUACACCAUAUAAUUUACUUAUGAUAGUUCACUUCAAAUAUAUAUAUAUAUACAUACACACAAACACAUACAAGACUAGGAUUCCUGAAAUAUUGAGGAAGUUACGAUGCUUGGGCUUCUUCCCAAUGUGGCCGAGCAAGAGCUGGUGAAGGUGUCUUUUCAAGCUGCUAUUUCCUAGAGCAAGUUUUUCUUUUUGUUUAUUUAUUUUUAUUUUUAUCCAGAAAGAAGCAAGUAUGAUGAAAAAAAAAAAAAAAAAGAUUGGGCAUUAAGGAUGCUGGCAAUCCUCUCGCAAGUGACGGUUGUAAAUGUGCAUUUUUCCCAUUGUAACAAACACAAGGAAGUACUAUUUUAAAGAAUAAGACCUCGAGAAAAUAGAAGUAUAAUUAAAGAAGCUCUUUCUUUUAUGUUUAAAAAAAUAGAAAAAUAACGGCGUCCUGCAAAGAUGUUUGCAUGCUUUCAUUUCUUUUCUUUUUUUUAAAGAUUCUUUCUGUUCUUGGAAAAGAGAUUUUUAACCGUACUAAAAUUGUGUGGACAAUGAACAUCAUCCUGAGUGGAGCAACGACCGAGAUUUUGUGAUUGGAAUAGUGACCUUAGUGUUAGGAAAUAUCACAAUACUUACGUGCAG
Messenger RNA from Durio zibethinus, 4554 nucleotides. RefSeq names its product squamosa promoter-binding-like protein 1. Gene Ontology annotation, molecular function: DNA binding; protein binding. Lineage: Eukaryota; Viridiplantae; Streptophyta; Magnoliopsida; Malvales; Malvaceae. Gene Ontology annotation, cellular component: nucleus. The record is from RefSeq and is a predicted model, not a curated record.